Molecule: messenger RNA, 378 nt
Organism: Phytophthora sojae
Lineage: Eukaryota; Oomycota; Peronosporomycetes; Peronosporales; Peronosporaceae
Exons: 2
Coding region: 1-378 (125 amino acids)
Source: RefSeq, a predicted model, not a curated record
AUGGCUCCGGACGGCGUCUUCAACACGGAGUACGGCCCGGGGCCCAUGGUCAAAAGCUGGUGCUUCUCGCAAUGGUUCGACGCAGUCGAAGUGGAGCUGACGAGUCUGCACAAAACCACGGAAGACUCGGUCCUUGCCGUCACGAAAACCAGCGUCACGAUCACGCACCGAACUCUCGCCAACGUGUUUUCGCACCUACUCAGCUCCGUGGCCGACAGGAAAUUGGCCGACAAAUUGGCGGGACAACGCAUCGUCAUGCGCGGCUCGACCAGCUUUGGGUGGAACAAUUCAAUCGGACGCUUUUCGAGUGUGAUUUCGCAGAGUGACAUGGUGACGCCUACGUUGCGAUUGCUGUGGAAUUUGGAGGACUGGUUCUGA